Molecule: messenger RNA, 837 nt
Organism: Vitis riparia (riverbank grape)
Lineage: Eukaryota; Viridiplantae; Streptophyta; Magnoliopsida; Vitales; Vitaceae
Product: glutamyl-tRNA(Gln) amidotransferase subunit C, chloroplastic/mitochondrial
Exons: 6
Coding region: 39-452 (137 amino acids)
Biological process (GO): glutaminyl-tRNAGln biosynthesis via transamidation; regulation of translational fidelity
Cellular component (GO): chloroplast
Molecular function (GO): glutaminyl-tRNA synthase (glutamine-hydrolyzing) activity
Source: RefSeq, a predicted model, not a curated record
CCUCCAUCCAUUGAAACCUCACCACUCAGUCUCAGAAAAUGGGAAGCAGAGCUCUGCUUCUGCUAAAAGCAACAACGGCAGAGACUCUUCUCUUCACUUCCAAAAGCACUUUUUCCAAAGCGCUUAUUCGAAAUUCAACCCGAAGCUUUUCAACCCGAUCCGCUCUUCUCCCUCCGGACCUGCCUCGUCUGGCUGAAACUGCUCGCAUCUCUCUCACCCCACAAGAGGUUGAGGAAUUUGCUCCGAAAAUUCGACAAGUGAUAGACUGGUUUGGGCAACUUCAAGCUGUUGAUCUUCAGAGUAUUGAGCCGUCAAUCAGAGCAGAUACUGAAGGUGACAAUUUGCGUGAUGAUUCUCCUGAAACAUUUGAGAAUAGGGAGGCAAUAAUAGCUGCUAUCCCAAGCUAUGAGGAUCCAUAUCUCAAAGUUCCCAAGGUCUUAAACAAGGACUAACACACUGUUUAGCUUCAAGGAGUUUAUGUGCUGGGCAGAAUGAUUUAUCAUUUGAAAGAGAUGGAAAACUUAUUCUUUUGAGGUGAGGAUCAUCUUGUAGGAGUGAAGUUAUUACUGUAAGUGCCUGUGAUGUUCCAAACACACUUUGCAGAUGUUGGCUUGACACUUAUUGAUGACUCUGAAAGGUUUAUUUACCCACAAGAUAAACGUAGGUAGUUUUUCACUUGUGAUAGCAUUCUGAUCAGAGGUAUUGAAAUGGUGACUGUUGGUUCAGUGUUGUACUGUGGAUGUGUUGGAUCCUGUAUUGUAUGACUGGGAGACUGUCAGUGUUUCCGCCCACCUCAAUUAUUUUCUUUAAACAUUGGGAAAAGAGUUUCAUUGUGCC